AAAUAAAGCAAACAAAAUUAAAAUGAAUGAACUGCAUUCUAAUUUUUUAUCACUCCAUAAUAUGUUAAUAGAAACCACAAAACUGCUUCGUCAAAAGUUUUUAUAUUCAUUCAAAGAAAUAUAUAACAUUGAAUGGGCAGAUAAAAAAGAAAACGAUUUUUUUAUAAACGGAGGUGGCAAAGAAAUUCGAAGUAGUUGCAACAAAAUACAAAAAACUAUUUUAGAUUCUGGAUGCUCAAAUGAAUGGGAUGUUACUCUUUUGUGUACUAUAUUGUCAUCAAAACUAUUUUUGAGAAAAAAUCUGUAUUCUUCGGUUUUAAUUCAAAAAAUAUCGUCAGUUCGUAAUCGGAUAUGUCAUUUACCUACAUUAGAAAUAACAGAUACAUCUUUUGACGAGCUUUCAAAUGAGCUGACUCCUUUAAUGUCAGAGUUAGGAGCAUCUAAAGAGUAUGUUUUAGAAUUGAAAAAUAACAAAGGGUUUCAAGCUAGCCAAGUAGAACAAGACAAAAAUGCUCAAUUUUUUAAGGAAUCUGCAAAUGAGGAAUUUAAGAUUAAAAAUUAUGAACAAGCAAUCAAAAUCUACACUUCUGCAAUUCUUUUGCGUAAUUUAACUAAUCAAGAACUAGGUAUAUUGUAUCGUAAUCGAUCAUUGUCUUAUUUAAAACUUUAUGAAAAAACAAAGAAUGCAAUUAAUUUAGAUUAUGCAAUUGCAGAUGCAAAGAAAACAUGUUUUUAUCAACCAGUGUGGUUUAAAGGAUAUGCUCAACUUGGUGCAGUAUACCAAAAGUUAAAUGAGCUAAAAAAAGCAGUUAAAUACUAUGAAAAACACCUAGCAUUUAAUCUAAAUAAUGACGAGGUGAAAAAUACAUUAGCUUCUUUAAAAGUUAAACUUGAAGAACAGUAUCGAAAUGAUCAUUUUAUAAAUUUGCCACUCUCAAUUGAAGAGCAAGACGACCAAUUGGCACAAGAAUUUCAAAAAAUUUUUCCUAAUUCAAGAAAUUUUAAUCACUUUUAUUCCAAACAGAAAAAGAUGUUUUUUAAAGAAGACCCUAUUUUGAAAUUAGUCUGGACUGGACAUGAGUAUCGUGAUGGCUCAAAAAAUGUCAAACAAAAUUAUGAAAUAACUGCAAAGUACUAUAGUGAAGCAGCAAAAAGUAACAAUGCAGAAGGUAUUUUCAGCUUAGCUUGUUUAAUGAUGAGUGGAUUAGGGGUUAAAAAAGACUUUGAAGCUGCAUUAAGUCUGCUAAAUGAGGCUGCUAAGCAGGAACCCACUCGUAAACUUAUGGGUUUUGAAAUUCCAAAUGAUGGUGUUAAAGAAGCUGAACAUAAAUUAGGUUUACUCUACCAAGAAGGUACUUAUGUACCUAAAAAUAUUUUAGUAGCAUCCUAUUGGUAUCAGUUAGCUAUUGAGCAUGGUAACCCACAAUCCGCUAAUAACCUUGGUUUAUUUUAUUUACAUGGCAAUGGUGUUCCAAAAAAUAUCCUGCAAGCUAAAAAACUAUUUUUAUUUGCUCAUGAAAAUGGAGUAGUUACCGCUUCUUCAAAUUUAGUUUCACUAUAUCUUCAAGAACUUGAUGCAGAUAGGGCAUUAGAGUGGCAUGAAAUAGCUCUUCAAAAAUUGUAUUUAUCUAAAAUGGAAGAUGGGAAUAUUAGGAAACUUAUUGAAAAUAUAAAAAAUGCCAAAAAUCUUAAAGAUUAUAAUGAAGUAUUACUUCCUAUUCAAAAAUACGUUAAACGUUUUGAAAAUUCACUUCUAAUCCCAUCUGCAAUACUAGUUAAAACCAAAAGAUUUAAUAUAGAAGAACUUCGUUUAAAUUCCAAAAACGGAUCAAUAACAGCUAGUCAAAUGCUUAAGGCUUAUAAUUUGUUUCACAGUGCUCUUCAUAUGCUUCAAAAUGAAAACUUUAUUAAAGAAGAUUUUGUAAGAAUGCUUGCAACUGCUUUUAUAUGCUGCCAUAUUAUUUGUCAGUUUUCUAACAUCAUUCAAGCUAAUGUAUUAAAAAUAGUUAACUCGAUCAUCCAUGAAAACAAUAACCAAAAGACUGACAUAGAUUAUUUUGCACGUAUUUGUUUUGCUUAUUUAAACGGUGGUGAUUAUACGUUAGGAAUUAAUUUUCUUACAUCAUCACUUAAAAUUUAUCCUGGUGAUGCUAAAAUGCUUCACUUGCUAGGCUGUAAUUUUUCAUUCUUGUAUCAGUAUGAAAAUGCAUUAAAAGCAUUUGAGUCAGCUUGUUUAUCGGAUCCGUUGAACUACGAAUAUAUUUUCAGCAAAGCUGCUGUUUUACGACUGCUUAAAAAUUGUGAUGCAAAACAUUUUUAUGAAAAAUUUAUUUCCGUAGCACCAGUUGAUCAUCGUAUGAUACCAGAAUCAUACUAUGGCAUUGGAUUAUGUUUUGUUCAAAUGGAUCAGGAUUUUUCAAAAUAUAAAUCUGAAAUUACAUUUUAUUACAAAAAAGGUCUCGAAAAUGAAAACCUUCAACUCUCAUGUUUUCUUCCAUAUGAAAGCAAUUCAAAAGUAUGUAUAGAAUCUUGGCUAAAUGUUUCAAAACUUGACCCUAAAAAGCUAACCGAAAGUUUACCAGAAACAGUUGAACCCAGUAACAAAAGUAAUAAUUUAUUUGUUGAUUACAAAAGAAAAGAAACAAUUAUUAAUCAUCGAAAAAUGUUCGAUAUGGUAGAAGAAAAUGAAAACGAAUAUGUUAUGUAUUGUAACAUAACAUACAAACCAUUGCAUACCCAAACAGUUCCAUCCUCAAUUGUAGGUCUUAAGAAAGUCUUUUUUGAAGAUAUUGAUUUUACAAAAGAUCAUCUUCUUACUGGCCGCGUGUUGACUGUUACAAAUAUUAACAUUCCAAUGGUUAACUUAUUUACUUCAGUUCAUUUUGUAGUCGAAGACGAAAAUGAAAUUGUUGCAAGGUUAUGCAUUAAUAAUCUUGGUAAAGAUUACCAAUUAAUAAACAAUAUGUUUCCAGUUGGUUGCAUUUUUUCAGUUAUUGAUCCUUACGUGAGAUUAGCUGCAGAUGGAAAACCCAUGAUAAGAGUUGAUGAUCCUAAUUCAAUAAUUAUGUCUGAAAAAUUUAAAAUAAACAUGUGUUUGUAUUGUGGUAAAGAGAAAUCAAAGUACACCUGCUCAAAAUGUAAAAUUGCCAAAUACUGCACUAAAGAAUGCCAAUAUAAUGAUUGGAAAUUCCUUAAACACAAAAGUGUUUGUUAUUUUCUUUCGUGUAAGCAAUAGAUUUAAAAUCAUAAUAUCCAAAGUUACGAAAUAUUUUAUAAAA
Molecule: messenger RNA, 3278 nt
Organism: Hydra vulgaris (swiftwater hydra)
Lineage: Eukaryota; Metazoa; Cnidaria; Hydrozoa; Anthoathecata; Hydridae
Source: RefSeq, a predicted model, not a curated record